CUGGUCCGUGGUCUGACAUGAGGCUCCCCUUCUACUCCGGCCAGUCCCAGCGUCCCGGGCCGGGGUCUCCCCUCCCAGUCUGUGUUGGACGGGGGCGCUGAGGCGGUGGCCGGGCCUGUCUGAGGAAGAGGGUGGGGCACAGUCUAAGACAACCAAUAAAAGAGCAGGAAGCCACAAUUGGCGGCCAUGAGCGCUAAUAGGAGAUCGCCUUUACCUUACGGAGUGCCGCCCUCUUCUCUUCUCCCGCCUCCUUCCUUUUGGAGGAAGGCGGGGCCAGAGGACUGAAGUGUGGGGAGAACUUGGGCUCUGCUCUGCUUUAUGAAAUAUGGGAGACGACAGACCGUUUGUGUGCAAUGCCCCGGGCUGUGGACAGAGAUUUACAAACGAGGACCACCUGGCAGUCCAUAAGCACAAGCAUGAGAUGACACUGAAAUUUGGCCCGGCCCGGACGGACUCGGUCAUCAUUGCAGAUCAAACGCCUACUCCGACUAGAUUCCUAAAGAACUGUGAAGAGGUGGGGCUUUUCAAUGAACUAGCUAGUUCCUUUGAACAUGAAUUUAAGAAAGCGACAGAUGAAGAUGAAAAAAAGGGUGCUCCUGGGCCUCUUGACAUGACUCUGCCUUCUACACCAGACAUCAAAAUCAAAGAAGAGGAGCCAGUGGAGGUAGACUCAUCACCCCCCGACAGUCCUACCUCUAGCCCCUGCUCCCCACCACUGAAGGAGAAGGAAGUUGCCACAAAACCUGUUGUGAUUUCUACCCCUACACCCACCAUCGUACGUCCUGGCUCCCUGCCACUCCACUUAGGUUAUGAUCCACUUCAUCCGACUCUUCCUUCCCCAACCUCUGUCAUCACACAGGCUCCACCAUCUAACAGGCAAAUGGGAUCUCCUACUGGCUCCCUCCCUCUCGUCAUGCAUCUUGCUAAUGGACAGACCAUGCCUGUGCUGCCAGGGCCUCCAGUACAGAUGCCUUCUGUUAUUUCGCUGGCCAGACCUGUGUCCAUGGUGCCCAACAUUCCUGGUAUACCUGGCCCACCAGUCAACAGUAGUGGCUCCAUUUCUCCAUCUGGCCACCCUAUGCCAUCAGAAGCCAAGAUGAGACUAAAAGCCACUCUGACCCACCAAGUCUCUUCCGUCAAUGGAGGUUGUGGGAUGGUGGUGGGUACUGCCAGCACCAUGGUGACAGCCCGUCCAGAGCAGAACCAGAUCCUCAUUCAGCACCCUGAUACCCCAUCCCCUGCCCAGCCACAGGUCUCUCCAGCCCAGCCCACCCCUAGCACUGGGGGGCGGCGGCGGCGCACAGUAGAUGAAGAUCCAGAUGAGCGUCGGCAGAGAUUUUUAGAGCGAAACCGAGCUGCAGCCUCCCGAUGCCGCCAAAAGCGGAAGCUGUGGGUGUCCUCCCUGGAAAAGAAGGCAGAAGAACUUACUUCUCAGAACAUUCAGCUGAGUAAUGAAGUCACAUUACUACGAAAUGAAGUGGCUCAGUUGAAGCAGCUUUUGUUAGCUCAUAAAGACUGCCCUGUCACUGCACUACAGAAAAAAACUCAAGGCUAUCUAGAGAGUCCCAAGGAAAGCUCAGAGCCAACGGGUUCUCCAGCCCCAGUGAUUCAGCACAGUUCUGCAACAGCCCCUAGCAAUGGCCUUAGUGUUCGAUCUGCAGCUGAAGCUGUGGCCACCUCGGUCCUCACUCAGAUGGCCAGCCAAAGGACAGAACUGAGCAUGCCCAUACAGUCACAUGUGAUCAUGACUCCACAGUCACAGUCUGCGGGCAGAUGAUGCCUCCCAUGAUGGAGAAAUCCCCAACCAGAGCUCGCCCGCCUGAGCCAAGAGAGAGAUCAACUUACCCCUCCCAUCUGCCUUAGAUGUGGCAGUAUGGGAGAGGGAGAAAUUGUGUGUUGUGAGUAUGGACAGAUGUGGGGCUUUUCUCUUUAGCCACAUGAACAUGUACGCUUGACACCUGUACUAGGGCUUCUGGCCCCAAAGCCACACAGAUCACCCCCCAAGUGUGGGGUUUCUUAUGUACCUACAGCCAAAGGCCUUUCCAUAUGGUCCGAGCAAUCAUCCCCAGCCCUGAUGCAUGUGUACCUGUCUUUUAACACUAACCCUUGCACUUGUAGGUUUGGGGUUCUCAGUGUCCUCUCCUCCCAUUGAGCUGUGGCUGUUAUCUUCUUAUUCCUUACUAGCAUGCCACUUCCUACCAGAUAGAGGGAGACGAGAUUCGAUGGCGUGUUGCUUGCUGUCCAACCCCAGCCACCCCAUGCACUCAGGACUUUGUCUCCCCAUAGCUGCUUAUUUAUCUCUUCCCCCUUCCUAAAUUGCAGUGAAGCAUUCACUUAUUGAGAAUGUAUGAAGCACCAGUAUCUCCACCUCUUCCAUGUGCUCUAUUCCUUAUUACUAUCUGCUACCAAAAACAAACACAAACAAAAAAAAAGCAAAACUCUGAAUGUUUGAAUCAUUUUUCAUUUCCAAAUCUAUUGGGUACCUCAUUUUGUCUCUUGACUUUCCUUGGUCGAAUGGUGGGGUUUUUCCUACUUCCCCACCAUGCCUUGGGAACCUCAUCUUGUGGCCUUAUUGUUAGUGGCAAUGAAAAGGGAGAGAGCCUGGGAUCUAAUGGGGCUUCCCUGUCUCCUUCCCUACCUUCCCGUUCUAAUCAGGGCAGACAGGAACAGUGUAACUUAAAACUUGUUCUUAAAACUUGUUCUAUCAGGUUACUGGAUUAACUAAUUCUUUUAUGUUUUAUAAUAGCUUACUGUCUAACAUCUGCAUAUUGUCAUCUUUGGUCAUCUAUGGGCUCUUUCCUCUCCUCUUUGUUCCCCUGCCUACGUCACUCCUUUCUAUCAGCCUCCUGCAGGUCAUCAGACAGGAGCUGCUUUCGCUCUCUGUUCCUUGUUUCCCCCACAGCUCUCGGUUUCCCUUCUUUUUUACGACAUGGCUUGUGUCCACCAGUGUCCAUCACCCUUGUCUUCCCCACCUUCUCUCUCAGCAGGGUCCUGGCCUAGCCACUAAGGUGUUUCUAGUAAUAAAAUUUCUUUGAACUUGGUUAUUUGUUCUCUGCCCCUCAAAUGUAGCGCUUGUCCGAGGCACAGGCUCCAGGGCUCUGAAACAUUGUGGCCAAGGUCCUGAGUGGCUUUUGAGUGUAAGAGUGUAGAGAGAAUAGGAAAGUGUGUCAUCUCAUCAGAGUACUCAGGACACGGACUGUCUGUCUGGGAGAUUGGUGAGUGUAGCUAUUGGCUACUGUUAUUUGGUGGGCUCCAGGGAGAGAAAUGCAUCCUCCUCUUUCUCAUCUUUCCUUGGCUCUGAACUGUGAAGUCUCUUUCAGAGCCAGAGCCCUGUGGAUAAAUAGGUCAGCUUUAAUAGCUUUUGAGUUGAAAACCCUCCCAGCUGUACCAGAGCCACCUUCUGCCAUCUGCUCCACCAAGAGUCUUCUUUGCUGCCUCCAUCUUAAAUGUACAGAAUACCUGCUUGCUUCCUUUUUUUAUUUUAGCUCCCAAAAUUUAUUGUCAUGGAGGAAAGAGAAAAUGUUCUACUUUAUAUGAUUAUUUCCUCAGAGUUUAGAUUAGUGAGCCCAUCCUGUAACAUGUUCUGCUGCAUUGUAUCUAAGUUUUCCCUCCUCCUCUUUAGAGUCAGUGCUGAACAAGCCACACCCAGUGGGGGGAAAACAAAACAAAACAGGAGAUGGCUUUCUCAUCCUCUACCACCAGGGACUCAACAGGAACAGCCCCUGAGGUGACAAGGCUAGCAAAGGCUACCAGAUGGUCAGGGGCAGGGUAUUGUCUCCAGGGAUUUCACCUGGCUUUAGAAACUCAGAGCUGUGUUUGUGUUCAGGACUUCUUUAGAUGGCUGCUUCCUGGGAUUUGUUUUUCAUGUUUAUAAAUUUUGUUUCUUUUUUGUUUUUCUUUUUUCAAGACAGGGUUUCUCUGUAUAGCCCUG
This is a messenger RNA of Microtus ochrogaster (prairie vole), 3931 nucleotides long. Its product is annotated as activating transcription factor 7. Gene Ontology annotation, molecular function: DNA-binding transcription factor activity. NCBI's taxonomy places the organism in Eukaryota, Metazoa, Chordata, Mammalia, Rodentia, Cricetidae. Gene Ontology annotation, biological process: regulation of DNA-templated transcription. The coding region runs from base 326 to 1777 and encodes 483 amino acids. The transcript is spliced from 12 exons. The record is from RefSeq and is a predicted model, not a curated record.